AUGUUUGCAAUCGCAGGGUUGCCUCAAAAUGAGGAGACGAGACAGCAUAUCACGCGAGGCUCGAACGAUCGUUUUGAACUCGUCUCCGGUCCCUUGAUCAACCUUAAGAACAUGCACUAUGAAGCUUCGACUACCUGGCACGGCAGUGUCAUGAUUGUCACAAAGCCAACCCAAGAGCAGCCCCAGCUGCGCCUGCGCCAGGUAGGCGCCGUGGAUAGUGAAGCCCGGAACGACGAUGGCAGGGUCCCAACAAAUCAAACAGUCGAUGGCCUUAAGCUCUACGAGGAUCCCCUGAAAGCAUUCUGGCGAUUCUCGCUAACCGUGCCAGUCGCGGCAUUCGAGGCGCGCUGGGCGUACGACAUCCCCGGUCUGUACAACGAGUCUGGCGCCCAGGUCCAGGCACCUUGGGAAUUUGUGGUGCCUGCAGAAGAGCAGUCCAUGCGCAUCAUGUUUCACUCGUGCAAUGGCUUUUCCGUCGGCACAGACAUGAAUGCCUGGGUGGGGCCGAACCUGUGGAACGAUGUGAUGCGCGUGCAUAACGAGAAGCCAUUCCACGUUAUGGUUGGUGGCGGUGACCAGAUCUACAACGACGGUAUUCGUGUGGAUGGCCCGCUCAAGCCUUGGACUGCCAUUGCAAACCCGCACAAGAGACGCGCCCAUGACUUCGAUAAUAAGAUGCGCGCUGAGUGCGAUGACUACUACUAUGCCAACUACGUCCGCUGGUACAACACUGAGCCAUUCCGCACUGCCAAUGGCCGCAUCCCCCAGGUCAAUAUCUGGGAUGAUCAUGAUAUCAUUGAUGGCUUCGGCUCGUACACGGAUCACUUUAUGAAGUGUGCUGUCUUCCGGGGUAUUGGCGGUGUAGCAUUCAAGUAUUACUGUCUCUUCCAGCACCACAUGGCUCCUCCUAAGUCAACUUACACUACCGAUUCCCCACCGACUAUGCACGCCGUGAAUGGAACCUCCGGAAUUGACCCGCGUCAAGUGGAGAACACCUACGUUCUGGAGAACCAGGUCGAGGAUGACAGCUGGAUCAUCGGCAAACGGCCCGGUCCGUACGUGGAAGAGCGCAGUCGAAAUCUCUACAUGCGCUUCGGCAAGCGAAUUGCCUUUAUGGGUCUGGAUGCGCGCACAGAGCGCACCCGGCACCAGGUCAACUACGAGGAAACCUAUGAUAUGAUCUUCGACCGAUUGCAGCGCGAGAUUGUUGCCUCCAACGGCGACAUUAAGCACCUGGUGGUAUUACUAGGUGUGCCAAUCGCAUACCCACGUCUCGCAUGGCUCGAGAACAUCCUCACAUCCCCCUUGAUCGCCCCGAUCCGGCUGUUGAACAAGCGCUUCGGCGUGGCAGGUGGCCUCUUCAACGAAUUCGACGGCCAAGUCGAUCUCCUUGAUGACCUGGACGAUCACUAUACCGCGCGUCAGCACAAGCGCGAGCGCAAGAUGCUAGUCCACCGCCUACAAGAGUUCGCCCGCAGCCACAGCGUGCGCGUAACGAUCCUCAGUGGCGACGUCCACCUCGCUGCCAUCGGCCGCUUCUACUCGAAUCCGAAACUUAACCUCGCCGGUGAGAACGACCAUCGCUUCAUUGUGAACAUCGUCAGCAGCGCUAUCACCAAUAAGCCCCCACCUAAGGCCGUCGCUGAUCUCCUCGCUCGCCGAAACAAAAUUCAUCACCUUGACCGCGAUUGCGACGAGACCCUCAUGCCUUUCUUCGACCAGCAGCCUGGCGGUAAGGAGAAGAGCGCCCCCUUCAAUAAGGUUACCAUGCCAUCCCGCAACUACGCCAUUCUCACCGAGGUAGUCGCCCCGAGUCCCGGUAACACCGGUAUCCUCGAAGCCAACUCCGCAAAACUGGAUCACCUUCCCAAGGAUGGCCACGCACCUCUACACAAGGGUGAAGUCGAUGCUGGAACGACACACACCGCCGCUGAUGGGUUCACCUGUGCAAGCGGCAUGUAUGGCGGACUUGAUGUCGCCGUCCGUGUUGAGAUCGAUCCUCAGGAUCGUAGCGCUGCUACCGAGGGAUAUGGAUUUAGCAUUCCUCCCUUGUUGGCUAUUGAGGGUCCCCCGUCUACUGGUCACCGACUUAGUCUGCAUUCGCGCAGGUCGCACCAGGGCCGGCCGUCUACGGCGCACUAA
Molecule: messenger RNA, 2142 nt
Organism: Penicillium griseofulvum
Lineage: Eukaryota; Fungi; Ascomycota; Eurotiomycetes; Eurotiales; Aspergillaceae
Exons: 1
Coding region: 1-2142 (713 amino acids)
Cellular component (GO): membrane
Source: RefSeq, a predicted model, not a curated record